AUGCUAGUCCCCAAUUCACAAAUCAGUUCGGGCUCUCAGCUGCCGACCCAGCUGCCGCCCGCCGCACCCCAGCAGUCCUUCACCAUGAGCCAGUCGCAGUCUCAGUCGCAGUCACAGCAGCAGUCACAAUCGCAACAACAAACCAGUCUGGCCGCCUCGUCCUUUCGCCACUUCACAGAUCAAUCCGCCAAAAGAAACGAUGACCUCCCAAAGAUAUAUACGGCCAUCUACUCCGGCGUCGAUGUUUACGAAAUGGAGGUCAAUGACGUUGCCGUCAUGAGGAGGAGGAACGACUCGUGGCUGAAUGCGACACAAAUCCUCAAGGUGGCUGGUGUUGACAAGGGAAAACGCACAAAGAUCCUCGAAAAGGAGAUCCAGACGGGAGAGCACGAAAAGGUUCAGGGCGGCUACGGAAAGUACCAGGGCACAUGGAUCCGGUUCGAGAAGGCCGUCGAGGUCUGCCGGCAGUACGGCGUGGAGGAUCUUUUGCGCCCUCUGCUCACCUACGACAUGGGGCAGGAUGGUGGUGUGGCUGGUCGUGGUGAUCUCAACACGCCAACCAAGGAGCAGGCGAUGGCGGCCCAGCGCAAGAGGCUUUACAACGCCGGCGCCGAUAGGAACGGCAACGGUGGUGGCACCUUUUUCAAGAACAUCUCGGCAACAGCUCACAGUGCGGUUGCCGCCAUCAGCAAAGCAAGAUUCGACUCGCCCGGGCCGCGGAAUCGAAAUGGUCUGGCACGAGCGCCGAGCUUCAACCGCCAGUCUUCUAUGCAAAGCAUUGACGACUUUCCAACCAACUCCCAGGGCAGCAAUUACCAGGACAGCUUCCCCGCCCCGGACGCGGCCAUGUCCUUCUCAGCCGGCAGCGGCCCGCAAACCAUCAACGGCAACGGCAUCGAACCGCCACGGAAACGACAGCGAGUCGAGAUGACGCCAGCGACGAGUUUUGGCCAGUUGCCCAACAGUCAGAUGUCGGCAUAUGCCGACACGUUCCCCGGGUCUCCGACGGAGCCCAACGAUUCCUUUGUCUACAACCAGCACGCCGAUGCCGCCAACAGGGCAGCAGAGCAACACGAUUCGUACACGCCACUUCCUCCGCUUCCAUACGAGGGAUCUCCCGAGGCGGAGAACAAGCGUAGCAUGUUGAUGAGCCUCUUUAUGGAAGAUGGCUCCGAUCAGUCACGGCAAGAACUUCUGAGGUCCAUGGGUCCUCGCGAUCUGGACAUGCCAAUCGAUCCACAGAGCCAUACAGCCCUGCACUGGGCCGCGACGCUGUCACGAAUGACAUUGCUCCGGGCACUUGUGGCUUCGGGAGCCAAUCCCUUUCGCGUGAACGCCUCUGGAGAGACGGCCCUCAUGCGAGCCUGCAUCGUCACCAACUCACACGACCACAACACAAUGCCUGAGUUACUUGAUAUUCUCGGAGGGACAAUUGAGGUACAGGAUAACAAGGGUCGCACCGUGCUUCACCACAUCGCUCUCACCAGCGCCGUCAAGGGCCGUAGCGCCGCAAGCAGGUACUACCUGCAGUGUCUACUGGAAUGGGUUGUCAGGCAGGGAGCAAGUACCCAGGGCCAAGGCGCCGGCAGUCAGCCAAGCAGUCAAAACGCGCAGCUUAACGGUGGGAACAACCAGCCAUCAUCGCAGUCGCAACAAAACCCUACCAGGCUCGGCCUGGCGCGCUUCAUGAGUGAGAUGUUGAACGCACAAGAUAAUGCCGGUGACACAGCUCUCAACAUCGCCGCGCGCAUCGGCAACCGGAGCAUCAUAUCGCAGCUCUUGGAAGUUUGCGCGAGCCCAAAUGUCGCCAACCGCGCAGGCCUGAGGCCAUUGGACUUUGGUAUUGGUCUCGAUUCGGCUGGUGACACUGCGAACGGGGAAUCGGGGGUUGUGGAAAAGACCGAAAUUCCUGGUAGCAGCCAGAAGAGUCGGGAGAGCAGCGACGACAUCGUUACGUCCAUCACACACCUCCUUACCGAGACUUCGACAAGCUUCCAGCUUGAGAUGAAAACGAAACAGAUGUCUCUGGACGACCUACACAGCACACUCCGAUCGACAACCGCGCAGCUCACCGAGGCACGCAAACAUUUAGAAGGCCUACAAGCAAAAUUGAAACAGCAGCAGCUAGCACGCCAGAAAGUGACAAAUCUGAAUCGAGCACACGACCAGGAGCAGUACCGGCUCAUGCAACUCCAGCAGACCCGCCGCGGCCGCCGAGACAUGUCAGCAUCCAAUGGCUGGGAGGCCGAGGCUAACACGCUACUGGCCGCCAUCAAUGCAACAGCAAACGGCGAGGACGGGGCAAAUGGUGACGCUUCAGAGUCGCACCUCCCAUCGGCGUCGCUGCUGAGGGCUCGCGUUAAUGCGGUGCGGUCGCAGACUCGGGAAACAAAGCAGGCUGUCGCAGCGCUCAAGGGGAGAAGCCGGGAAGUCGAGCAAAAAUACCGACACCUCGUGGCACUAGCAUCCAAAUGCGAGGACAGCGAGGUGGAUCCGCACCUGGAUGGACUGAUGCGAGCCGUCGAGAGCGAGAAGGGAGAACUCGAAAUCGGCCGUGUCAGGAGAUUCCUGGGUGGCGUUGAAGGGGUAGUCGUGAGCUGA
Molecule: messenger RNA, 2601 nt
Organism: Gaeumannomyces tritici R3-111a-1
Lineage: Eukaryota; Fungi; Ascomycota; Sordariomycetes; Magnaporthales; Magnaporthaceae
Exons: 3
Coding region: 1-2601 (866 amino acids)
Cellular component (GO): MBF transcription complex; SBF transcription complex
Molecular function (GO): transcription coactivator activity; protein binding; DNA binding
Source: RefSeq, a predicted model, not a curated record